Molecule: messenger RNA, 1926 nt
Organism: Metarhizium robertsii ARSEF 23
Lineage: Eukaryota; Fungi; Ascomycota; Sordariomycetes; Hypocreales; Clavicipitaceae
Product: N-terminal binuclear Zn cluster-containing/DNA binding domain-containing protein
Exons: 3
Coding region: 1-1926 (641 amino acids)
Biological process (GO): DNA-templated transcription
Molecular function (GO): zinc ion binding; DNA binding
Source: RefSeq, a predicted model, not a curated record
AUGGCUGUCAACCCUUCAGUUUCCGAGCCGGAUGGCAGCUCUUUUUCAGCGUUCCAAAACCGGGCAGCUUCCAUGUCUUCCGCAUCAUCGCCUAGCUCUCAGGCACAAAGCACAACCCCCGCUGCUGGUGUUGCAGAUGCGGAGAAGAGCACACCUCCUGAUAUGAGCAAUGACGGACGCUCGCGAGAAUCAACUGUGCCCGCCGCUUGCCUGGCAUGCAAUGAAUGUGUCUAUGUUGCUUCCAGGAGAGGAUACAAAGGCCCUCGUCGUGGCACAGUUCAGAACCCCAACAAGAGACAGGCCACGUCGCCUCCUGACCUAAGCCCAAGCAGUUCAGAUUGUCCAAUGCUACUCGGAGCACGAACCGGGUCGGCUAAUAUGCCCACGGUUAUGGGCAGCACGUUUGGUCCGCCGGGUAUUCCUGCGCAAGAUACCCAGGCCACUCAAUUCCCCCAGGCGCAGCCGCCUACUAACAUGCAGCUGUACAAGUCUUAUUGUGCAGUUAAUGGAAUAGAACCUUCGCCGUGGGCAGCAAACCAGAACGGAAGUCGACUUACUAUGCACAUCUCUGUUCCUACCACAGAGGAACGAUGCUUCGAUUCGUUCUACCACCACUUUCAUGCCUCUCAUCCGUUCGUCCUGCCCCCGAACUUCCUUUCGCACAUAUCGAAGGAGGCCCCUUUGAAACCAGUAUUAGCAGCAAUGAGAUGGAUCGGGUCUAUUUUCCUCGAUGUUGGCAGCCCUACUCGAGAACGACUGUUUAAUGAAGCAUUCAGCCUCAUAUGCGGCCCCAAUCGGUCCAAGGACGGGUUUCUGGUUCAAGCUAUGAUGCUCCUCAUUGUUGGUCUUGACGGAAGUUGUCAGCAGGACAGGGCAAGGAGUAUUUUGAGCGAAACGGAGACCUUGGCGCUGGAACUGGGACUGAACACGCGAGAAUUCGCUGCAAACCACGGGCGUGGCAUUCCCGUACUGGAGGAAAGCUGGCGACGCACUUGGUGGGACUUAUUUGUCAUUGACGGAAUGGUUGCUGGCGUCCACCGUGCAACUAAUUUUCUCCUGUUUGAUGUCCCGGCUAGAGCCGCACUACCCUGCGAAGAAGACCAAUAUAUGUCCGGCCGAAUACCUAUCCCUCUGUACUUGGACGACCUUGAAGAUCAAGACUUUUCCGGAGAAGACCGCGAAUUUUCAUCCUUCGCAUAUCGAGUACUGUGUGCUCGGAAUUUAGGAAAAUUGAUGCGAGUCCCUCCUAUCUUUGGACCGGAAGACGAAAAUCUGGGAAAGAUCGAAACACUUCUCACAAACUGGCGGCUUCAUCUGCCGCAGUCGAAACGAGACGCUUUGCAAAAGAAUGGACAGCUGGACGAAAUGAUGUUUCAGGCACACAUGAUGAAUCAAGCUACUUCCAUCAUGCUUCAUCAGCCACACUCUCAACUGGACUCAUCUCCAACCCAGGAUAUCAACUCAUGUGCUCCUCAUCAGGCUAUCCCUGCCGGCGACUUAUUCAAUUCACAUACCAGACAUACUAUCGAAUCUGCCAACAGCAUCAGUACAAUGAUAACCCACCGCGUAUCGUUGCUUUCGCAUACUCACUUUUUCACAUGCGUUAUCACGCUGUCGUCGAUCGUCCAUCUGAGCAGGUGGGCUUUGUUCUUCAUACCUCACGACGACGACGACCUUCGGCAGCAAAUUCGCCUAAAUAUUGGGGCACUGAACCGCCUCUCUGAGGUCUGGGGGGCCGCUGACCGUGCCCGUGGACAGGUCAAGGCGGUAGCACAGGAAAUUUACAAGGUGAAGAAGCAGCAGCGGUCUAAUUCACAGUUCUGGCUGGGACUUUCCCAGGAGGAAAUGCUGAACACGAUUGCCACAGACGAUUCGAUUAUCAACGAAAUUGAAAAUUUCGAGCCAAUACCCAAUCUCCUGGGGUGA